Uranotaenia lowii is the source of this 6679-nucleotide messenger RNA. Its product is annotated as homeobox protein aristaless-like. Bases 1577 to 2671 code for a protein of 364 amino acids. Gene Ontology annotation, molecular function: DNA-binding transcription factor activity, RNA polymerase II-specific; RNA polymerase II transcription regulatory region sequence-specific DNA binding. The transcript has 6 exons. The record is from RefSeq and is a predicted model, not a curated record. Gene Ontology annotation, biological process: regulation of transcription by RNA polymerase II. NCBI's taxonomy places the organism in Eukaryota, Metazoa, Arthropoda, Insecta, Diptera, Culicidae.
AUAAAAACGAUAAACUGUUUUUUUUUGCUCAACGCCUGCUGUUCCAAGUGCCCGUUUUACCCUACCUAGUGGAUAUCGAAACCAAGUUAACUGUUCGUUCUAACAAUUUGCGCACGCGUUUGCGACUGCAUUAAAUCAACUUUCCCGAAGGUGUGCGGAAGACAACUGUUUGGACUCGGGUAGAAGCCUUUGUUGCCAUGUGUCGUCGUCGGUUGCCGUUGUCGUUGUUUGGUUCUCGAUGUACAGCACCCUCUUAGCAAAACAUUCAAUUCAAUUUCAAUUAGCUACACCUACGCUGUUCGUCGCGAGUGUCCAUGAAUAAUUGUAACCAUUGAACGGAAUUAAUUGGAUAUUGAUGACAACCCAGAAUAAGAAGCAAUAAAAAACACACUAGCUCUCAAACUGGAAAAUGCAUUUUCAUUUCGUGAAGUGAAACAGUGACAACGACGCCUCGGGAACAAUCAACGGAUCGCAGUCGUGGAAUCAACCGUGACAGAGCCGUUGGAGACGUUGCACGUGAACGAGUUCGCACCCAACUAGGGGGCUAGGAGAAGCGAACCGCGGGCGCCAAUCCUGUUGUGGAGGAAACAAAUGAUAAUUCUAUUAGCUCAGUGCGAGCGGUUUCUUUUGAAGUGUGUUUUCGUUGAAGUGUACGUGUGUUGAUGUGCGUCGGUUUUCAGGCACAACAAUUAGAGCAGAGUGAUGCAAACUCCAGUUACCAAUUAGCGCCGGUAAAGUUCCGCAACCGGCAUCUCUCAAGAGACCAGCAACCGCAGCAGGCUACGGAUUUGCCAAUUAUCACCAGAACCGUAGGUGCAGAAAUUGGAGUAGUGACUAAACAGCUGAAAGUGGUAGCCGAACAUUUUGGGAAAGUAGAAGAAUAUCGUGUUUACUUUCGUUAUCGCUGAAGAACCAUCAACGUUUAUCGCCAACGGAGUUCAAGUAGCAGAUUAUUACUCAACACCUUAUGAAUUAACGAAAAAUUCGCUGAGUGGCUUUUGAAGUGCAGCUCCUUUUGAAAACCCUCAAUUGGUGUACGGCAACACUGGUUAGUGUUGCUAGUUGAAGUGAAUUCUUAAGUGUCACGCGUAAAUCAGGAUUUGUACUGUACUUCUUGCAGCUGAUGGCAGGAUUGUGUUAUCAUCGGUGAAAGUGAUGUUUCAAAUAUAAGUCUAUUCAAAAGGUUGAACUAAGUUUGCAGCGCGCUUCGAAAAACGUGGGCGCGCGCGUCGUCUUUAGGCGUUUGCGUUAGUGUUUGCGCGAGUGUAUCUGUUCGGACGUGCGUACUCAUUCGGGCUAAUCAUUCUAAUUAAACUCAUCCUCUCAUCAGAGUGAGGUAUAGGCGUGGGGCUACAUGAGCUCAUCAGAAACUGGCAGUACCAGAAAACCGUGAUCCGAAUGAAAAUCAAUAAAACAGUUGAAUCCUGUUGGAAUAUCGAAUAGGGAAGUGAAGUGCUGAAUUUCGGAAAACCGGGAAGCGCAAAUCGGAAUCAAAAUUUACAACAUCGCCCGGCUAGCCGAUCUCGAAGCGGCCACAUCCGGCAAUCGCCGUCCCCAGCACCCAAUACAGCAUCCAAUGGGCAUAUCGGAUGAGGCCAAGCUGCUGGUAGUCGGACCGGACGAUUUGCCCCAUGAGGCCCGCUCAGCCCUGGGCAGUCCGUUGUUGGAUCAGCGGGGUGGCAUUAGCGUUAUUUCGUCCGUGGGUUCUUCGAGCUCGCCGGGAUACGGAGGCAGGAGCCAUCUGAUGAGCAGUCCGGCCGGGGCCAGCAGCGGCAUGGGUGGGGACCCGAACAGUCCGCUGUCGGAUCAGCACAGCGACGAUGGCGGAGACGAGAUGAUGACACCAAAGAGGAAGCAGCGGAGGUACCGGACCACCUUCACUAGCUUCCAGCUGGAGGAGCUGGAGAAGGCGUUCUCCAGGACCCACUAUCCGGAUGUGUUCACCAGGGAAGAGCUGGCAAUGAAAAUUGGAUUAACUGAGGCUCGGAUACAGGUUUGGUUCCAGAACCGCAGAGCCAAGUGGCGCAAGCAGGAGAAAGUCGGUCCUCAGGGUCAUCCCUACAACCCGUACCUGGCAGCCGGUGGUCAAGUUCCGUCGGCCACAGUUGUAGCGCCCUCUUUACCCCCAAAUCCCUUCACUCAUCUGGGUUUCAACUUGCGCAAACCAUUCGACGCAGCCAGCCUGGCGGCAUUCCGCUAUCCAACACUCGGGGCUAGCCACAUGAUUCCUUCGGCUUACUUCAAUCAGUUCCACAGAACUCCUCCCCCUCCCCUAUUACCACCGGGAGUGAGUGCCCUCUACACGCCCUCGGCCUCGUUCCAGACGCUUCUGGCCAACAUAUCGGCAGCGCAGCGAACUCCCCAGGUGCUGCAAUCGAAACCAUCCCCACCGGGUGCCGUCAGCAGUUCCGAUUACCUCAGCGGCGCCGUGGGACCACCCCCGCCUCAGGUGUCCUCGCUUCCAUCGCCAGCGUCGCCUCCGGUGUCACCCACCUCAGCAGUGUCCGUGCCAGUAGUUCCUUCGUCAGCGGUUGUUCCUCAACCGGGUUCAACGACCCCGCCCCAGGACCGGAGAAGUUCCUCGAUCGCCGCCCUUCGGCUCAAAGCCCGGGAGCACGAACUGCGACUGGAGAUGCUCCGACAAAAUGGGCACAGUGAUAUCAUUAGCUAAGGAUUUGCUGACCUUACCACCCCUUUCCUUCCUGUUUCAUCCUUUUUCCCAACAGUCGUAAACACGUUUCCUUAAAACUACCUUCCGCAAAUAAUAAUCGCUUUCACAUACCGUACUAAAAUCCCAACAAAACGUCCUCGGAUUUUCAAACAAAUUCAGGAGACGGACAUUACUAGCAAGUUUAUUCGUGCUCAGUGCAUUUACUUAGUGCACAAAUUACCUAGCCUUAAGAUAAAGUGCCUUUUGAACUGGUUGCUUCAAAGUUCUGGCGGUGACGCUCAACAAACUCAGUAACUUUGCACAAAACGCCUCUUGGAGUCCUUGCCCACGGUUGAUAAGCUAUCGUUGUGUUGUGGGAUGAUGCAUUUUUAAUUUUUCGUAGUUCGUAUGGUUCCAGGCUGCAGGUUGCAGGUAUCAUUGGUUAAGUACUUACAGAGAAAACGUUAGUUUGAAACCUGAAUCCCGAACCGAUUUGCAUGAAUUAUACUAUUUUUCAUGAUGUUAGUGAAUUCUAUCUGAACAUCUGCACUAUCAAGAACAAACAAGAUUGUCGCCUUUAAAAAGUAAAGAAAACUAAUGUUGUCCUUAAACUUUUAAUGCAAGACUUUUCUUUUAAAUGAGAAUAGCAUUUAUCGAUCCAGUGAAACAAUAACAUUUUAAUUCGAAUAACAUAACUGUACAGGUUUGAAGUCGUUAUUUUGAGUAUUUUGAAAAUUAUGGCCUAUCAAAGUUAAAAAAUAAUUUUUGAAUUCCUAGUUCAUUUCAAUACUAUUUUGCAAAUUUCUUCCAAACCUUGUCAAUUGGGUGCAGAAAGCUGUUUGUGAUUGAUAGGUUAAAAAAUAUUGAUAGAAUUUGCAAAUCUGAAGAAAUAACAGCGUUUCUACAAAAACUACUUUUUUCAGAAAAAUUAAAGAACUUCAUUUUUGCUAUUUUUCUGCAGACUUUGUUAGAUAUACAUAGAAUAUCGUAAUAAAAAUACCAUGAGCCGAUUCUUUUAAAUUUCUAUAACAUCACACAAAAAUAUCCACGCGUUUCCGAGAUAUUAAAAUUUUUAUUAGUAUUUUUUUUAAACAAAAUAAACAUUUAAAGGCUAAAUGAUAGCGAUUUUCAACAAAAAACUUGAUGGCUCUGAGUUUUGCUAUGUUGCUUAAAUUUACGAUUUUAAGAAAGUUUAGAGCAUUUCAAAAUGUUUAUUUGAUAGACUACAUGCCAUAAAUUGACUCAUUGCUGAUGCAAAUAAUUGCACUAAAUUUUUAAAACAACAAACAGCUUCGUGAGUUGAGUUAUUAGAACCCAAUAAAUUGAAAUUCAAGUUCAUAUUAAAUGUUAUUUGAAUAAUCAGUUAAAAUUCAUUGGGAGAUUAAACCAAAAAAGGAUUGCUUUUCUUUAUAAAAAAUUCAAAUUUGUUUCAAUCAAAACUAUGAAAUUUCUUGAAAUUGUUCGUUUGGCCAGAUAUUAUUUGUAAAAUUUAAUAAUUUUGUUUCCUAAAAUUAUUUUUUUGAGUAUUUGAUCUAAAGGCCAUUGACAGUUUUCCAUAAUUUCACAAAAUAAUUCUUAUUUUUUUUUUGAAAAAGACUGAUUGAAGGAGAUUUUCUUAAAGGAGACUAUAGAUAAGCGUUAAAAAAAAAACUUUCUAAAAACAACCGAUAGAACUUCCCAUUACAGUGAAUGUCUUUAAAAUGUCAUGUAGAUCUUGAUAUCGUUUUGGAAAUAGUCCAAAUUGUUCAAAUAACAUAUUUUGUCAAAUUUUUCCAGAAAGCAUUUAAAACUAGUUCUCAUGCAGCUUUUUCCGUUUUUUUAAAUCAUUGUCUCGAAUGAUUUGAUUCUUUUAAUUCAUGGGUUCCGAUUGAAAUAUUAAGAAAACAUUUCUAGACGUGGGUUGAUUUUUUUCUUCUUUUCAAUGAUAGGAUUCUGGUUGGAAACGUAUGAAAUUUUAAUACCAUGCCUUGUUGCAAGUAAAAUUUGAUAAAAUAAAUGCGGAAUAAAGGUGGAUAAAAUUUUCUUACGACGAUAAAAUAUUUACCUCAUAUUAAGUAUGUACUUGUUAUUGUUUUUACGGUUUUGGAAACACAAUCAAGUAAAUUUUAAGCAUCAUUCGAAUUCAAUGUUGACAUUCAGUGGAAAACAUUGGAAAUUGGAAUUAAUCCGACAUCUGUUAAUUCGGCGUUUAUUCAGCCAAAAUGAUACAAAAUUUUGCUCGCAAAAGUUCUUGAUAAAAAAAAUUGUUAGAUACCGUAAACUGGGGGAACUUUGAUCACUUUUUUCAUUAGUUUUUAAACAUUUUGGAAGGGGUUGCUUUUUCGUUAUACCUCAAAGUUUUAAAAAACUUAUUCAGGUGAGGAGUUUAAAACAUGAUCAUUGAUACCUCAACAUCUUCAAAAUUAUUUUUAUGGUGCCAUUUAGCACAGAGGGCAUAAACUUUAAUAACAGUUAUUAUUGUUAGGACUAAACUGUUUUUUCAAGGUUUUUUUUUUUUAAAAUUUUGGUAUCGAAUUUUGAAUACGGCGAAUGCGUCAACAUUGCUGUUUCGAGAAAAACGCGUUCAAAGUUUGACAGCUCCAUAAGCUCCCAGCAAAAAUAUUAUUUUUUUUCCUUUAUUUCUCGAAAACUGAACAUUCUUUAAAUAACUUUAUACCAUCGAAAUGUAGGUCUUCUAACGUACUUUUUCACCCAGUUGAUAACUCAGUUUGUUUACAUUUGGCGCAUUCGCCCUAUUCAAAAUUUGCUACCGAUUUAUAAUCAAAAAAUGGACAAUUUGGUUGCAUACAUUUAGGGGUAAAAAUUAUAAACAUUUCUAUUUUUUUCGGGCUCAAAAAUAAAUGAAAUUAUGCCUUCAUGCAAUUCCCUAGGUCCUCGCACUGUUCCCAUGUUUCUUUUUUUCUUCAAAUUGAACCAUUUGAUUGGGUUUUAGCCAUUUUUAAUAUACGGGCUUUCUCAUGGAAAAUCACCGUAUUUUUUUUAAGAAAUCCAAAAGUUAUUACCAAAUGACCAUAAAAAUAAUGCUUAAACUAAACCUAAACAAAAAAAAAAAAGUUGAACUUUUACAUAAAACAACCCAUUUGCUCCUAAAUGCUUAAAUUUGAUCAGAAGAGAUUUUUUUUGUGAGCCUUCGAAAAACCAGAUAAGAAAAGAUAUAAAAAUUACAUUUUUUAUAAUAUCAAAAUUUUCUAAUAAAAACUAAACUUAGCUUAAUUGUAAAUCUAUUUGUUGGCUAGUAAACAGUUUUCAGAUAUUUCAACAUUUUACUCAGUUAAUGUUGAUUAUCUGCAAAAAUUUCAUGUUGAUCAAAGUUCCCCCAGUUCACGGUAUGUUAACCCCUUUUUUUAGCAAAUCAACCUUAAAUGCAGUGUACUGUUGACGACUUAUUUUGGUUUAAGUUUAAACGUGGCUCUGGCAUUGAUUCGAGCAGAAAACUGUUUUUGUUCUCAAAUUUUUAAAUUUGCAUACAAAAUUCAUAUGUACCUCUGUAAAUAUUAGUCUUCUUGUGUCUUAAUAUUUUCAUUUAAUAUUAAACGCAAAACUUUUAAAACACAUUUUUAACGUAUGUGUGUGAUUUUUAUGCUUUUUGGCUUCCAAAUGAUUCAAAUUAAAAAAAAACCGGUCGAACAUAUUUCAUUUGGAGAUUCAACAACAAUUUUAUUUGACCUACAAAGAAGAACAGAAACAGAAAUAGAGACAUUUCAAAAUUUGUGGGCCUCAGACAUGUUUUAUUACAGGUUGUCAGUUUUUUUCUUCAUAUAGAUCUGCACCCGUGCCGAUCAAAUUUUUGUAACAACCUGGACAAUCCUAGCUUUUCUUUUCCAAAUGUUUAAACCAAAACCCGGGCAAUAUCCAAAUAAAUUUGGGCAAAAUCAAAGAUUAAUUCAAUAAAAAUCAAGAACAAAAUGCAAACAUUUUAUUUUUCGAAACACAUCAGAAGAUUAUUAACUCUUCUUCAGACUUCCGAAAAAAAUGUUGACUAUUUUGUGAUAAAACUUUCUCAAAUAUUUUCGUUUUUGGACGGAAAAU